Molecule: messenger RNA, 354 nt
Organism: Aegilops tauschii subsp. strangulata
Lineage: Eukaryota; Viridiplantae; Streptophyta; Magnoliopsida; Poales; Poaceae
Source: RefSeq, a predicted model, not a curated record
AUGGCCGGCUGCGGAGGUGGCCUGUACGCCGUGCUCGGCGUCUCCAGCGACUGCUCCGACGCCGAGCUGCGCAGCGCCUACAGGAAGCUCGCCAUGAAAUGGCACCCGGAGAGGUUCCACAAGAUCCAGGCAGCAUACGCCGUUCUGUCGGAUCCCAACAAGCGUAUCCUCUACGACGUCGGAGCCUACGACAGCGACGGCGACCGCGACGACGAGGAAGACGGCGAGGGCGAGAGCCUAGGGGACAUGCACAAGCAGUUCGAGGAGCUAUUCCUCAAGCCGGACGCCUACGCCUAUGCGCGCUCUUCCAAGUCAUCAUCGUCGUCGUCCAAGAUAAGUGCCGGCAAGAAGUAA